This is a messenger RNA of Budorcas taxicolor (takin), 3672 nucleotides long. RefSeq names its product zinc finger protein 665-like. The transcript is spliced from 4 exons. Gene Ontology annotation, biological process: regulation of transcription by RNA polymerase II. Gene Ontology annotation, molecular function: RNA polymerase II cis-regulatory region sequence-specific DNA binding; DNA-binding transcription factor activity, RNA polymerase II-specific. Lineage: Eukaryota; Metazoa; Chordata; Mammalia; Artiodactyla; Bovidae. The record is from RefSeq and is a predicted model, not a curated record. The coding region runs from base 1 to 3672 and encodes 1223 amino acids.
AUGGCUAUUUCUCAGGAACGACUGACCUCUGAGGAUGUGGCCAUUGAAUUCACUCAGGAAGAGUGGGAAUUCCUGGACCCUGCUCAGAGGGCCUUGUACAGGGAUGUGAUGCUGGAGACCUACAGGAACCUGCUGUCUGUGGGUGAGGAUGACUUCCUUCCAGAGCUGCCCUUGGAUAUCUCACCUACACAUGUGAUCAAGCAUUUACAACCCAAAGCAAACAGAGAUAAACUUGAAACAUUCCAAACAUUGAUGCUGGGAAACCCUGAAAGCUGUGAAAUCAAACAUUUUCAUCCUUGGGAAAGUCAGGAAAAUAUGUGUGACUUUGAGUGUCAGGGGAGAGAUGACAAAAGAAAUUUCAAAGGGACACCUGUAAGCCUUAAUGGAAAUGUGCCUGAUGGAAGAGAUUCGCAUGAUAGAAAGGAUGCAGGCAUUAAGCCCUUUGCAAACAGGUUUGGAUUUAACUUUCAGGAUAAACUGCAGAUGUUUCAAACUGGUGGAAUAAUUUCUGAAUAUAAUGAAGUUAAGAGUUCUGUCAACAACAGUUUCUCAUUUUCACCACUUCAAAGAAUUCCUCCUUGUGUCCAAACCAGUGUUCCUAAUAUAUAUGGGAAUGAUUUUAUGAAUCCUUCAGUAACAACACAAGAACUCAAAGCACACAGGGAAAAACCUUUCAAAUGUGGUGAGUGUGACAAGGCCUUUCAUGUAAAGUCAAGCCUUUUAAGUCUUCGGACAGUUCACACUGGAGAGAAACCUUACAAAUGGGAUGAGUGUGGCAAGGCCUUUUGUGUAAAGUCAAGCCUUUUAAGUCAUCAGACAAUUCAUACUGGAGAGAAACCUUACAAAUGCGAUGAGUGUGGCAAGGCCUUUUGUAUAAAGUUAAGCCUUUUAAGUCAUCAGACAGUUCAUACUGGAGAGAAACCUUACAAAUGCAAUGAGUGUGGCAAGGCCUUUUGUGUAAAGUCAAGCCUUUUAAGUCAUCAGACAAUUCAUACUGGAGAGAAACCUUACAAAUGUGAUGAAUGUGGCAUGGCCUUUCAUGUAAAGUCAACCUUUUUAAGACAUCAGACAUUUCAUACUGGAGAGAUACCUUACAAAUGUGAUAAGUGUGGAAUGGCCUUUCGUGUAAAGUUAACCCUUUUAAGUCAUCAGACAGUUCAUACUGGAGAGAAACCUUUCAAAUGUGAUGAGUGUGGCAAGGCAUUUUGUGUAAAGUCAAGCCUUUUAAGGCAUCUGACAGUUCAUACUGGAGAGAAACCUUACAAAUGUGAUGAGUGUGGCAAGGCCUUUUGUAUAAAGUCAAGCCUUUUAAGGCAUCAGACAGUUCAUACUGGAGAGAAACCUUACAAAUGUGAUGAGUGUGGCAAGGCCUUUUGUGUAAAGUCAAGCCUUUUAAGUCAUCACACAGUUCAUACUGGAGAGAAACCUUACAAAUGUGAUGAGUGUGGCAAGGCCUUUUGUGCAGCCCUUUUAAGUCAUCAGACAGUUCAUACUGGAGAGAAACCUUACAAAUGUGAUAAGUGUGGCAAGGCCUUUCGUUUAAAGUCAACACUUUUAAGUCAUCAGACAGUUCAUACUGGAGAGAAACCUUACAUGUGUGAUAAGUGUGGCAAGGUCUUUCGUUUAAAGGCAGCCCUUUUAAGUCAUCAGACAGUUCAUACUGGAGAGAAACCUUGUGAUGAGUGUGGCAAGGCCUUCACUGACAGCUCAUACCUCAGGAGACAUAAGAAAAUUCAUACAGGAAAGAAAUUAUUUAAAUGUGAUAUAUGUGACAAAGUCUUCGACCGAAAUUCAAAGCUUGCUCAUCAUCAGACGGUUCAUACUGGAGAGAAACCUUACAAAUGUGAUGAGUGUGGCAAGGCCUUUCGUCUAAAGUCAACCCUUUUAAGUCAUCAGACAGUUCAUACUGGAGAGAAACCUUACAAAUGUGAUGAGUGUGGCAAGGUCUUUGGUCUAAAGUCAACCCUUUUAAGUCAUCAGGCAGUUCAUACUGGAGAGAAACAUUACAAAUGUGAUGAGUGUGGCAAGGUCUUUGGUCUAAAGUCAACCCUUUUAAGUCAUCAGACAGUUCAUACUGGAGAGAAACCUUACAAAUGUGAUGAUUGUGGCAAGGCCUUUCGUCUAAAGUCAACCCUUUUAAGUCAUCAGACAGUUCAUACUGGAGAGAAACCUUACAAAUGUGAUGAGUGUGGCAAGGCCUUUCGUCUAAAGUCAACCCUUUUAAGUCAUCAGACAGUUCAUACUGGAGAGAAACGUUACAAAUGUGAUGAGUGUGGCAAGGCCUUUCGUCUAAAGUCUACCCUUUUAAGUCAUCAGACCGUUCAUACUGGAGAGAAACCUUACAAAUGUGAUAAGUGUGGCGAGGCCUUUCGUCUAAAGUCAACCCUUUUAAGUCAUCAGACAGUUCAUACUGGAGAGAAACCUUACAAAUGUGAUGAGUGUGGCGAGGCCUUUCGUCUAAAGUCAACCCUUUUAAGUCAUCAGACAGUUCAUACUGGAGAGAAACCUUAUGGAUGUGAUCAGUGUGGCAAGGCCUUUCGUGAAAAGUCAACCCUUUUAAGUCAUCAGACAGUUCAUACUGGAGAGAAACCUUACAAAUGUGAUGAGUGUGGCAAGGUCUUUCGUCUAAAGUCAACCCUUUUAAGGCAUCAGACAGUUCAUACUGGAGAGAAACGUUACCAAUGUGAUGAUUGUGGCAAGGCCUUUCGUCUAAAGUCAACCCUUUUAAGUCAUCAGACAGUUCAUACUGGAGAGAAACGUUACAAAUGUGAUGAGUGUGGCGAGGCUUUUCGUCUAAAGUCAACCCUUUUAAGUCAUCAGACAGUUCAUACUGGAGAGAAACCUUACAAAUGUGAUGAUUGUGGCAAGGCCUUUCAUCUAAAGUCAACCUUUUUAAGGCAUCAGACAGUUCAUACUGGAGAGAAACGUUACAAAUGUGAUGAGUGUGGCAAGGCCUUUCGUCUAAAGUCAACCCUUUUAAGUCAUCAGACAGUUCAUAUUGGAGAGAAACGUUACAAAUGUGAUGAUUGUGGCAAGGCCUUUCGUCUAAAGUCUACCCUUUUAAGUCAUCAGACAGUUCAUACUGGAGAGAAACCUUACAAAUGUGAUGAGUGUGGCAAGGUCUUUCGUCUAAAGUCAACCCUUUUAAGGCAUCGGAGAGUUCAUACUGGAGAGAAACCUUACAAAUGUGAUCAGUGUGGCAAGGCCUUUCAUCUAAAGUCAACCCUUUUAAGUCAUCAGACAGUUCAUACUGGAGAGAAACGUUACAAAUGUGAUGAUUGUGGCAAGGCCUUUCGUCUAAGGUCAACCCUUCUAAGUCAUCAGACAGUUCAUACUGGAGAGAAACGUUACAAAUGUGAUGAGUGUGGUGAGGCCUUUCGUCUAAAGUCAACCCUUUUAAGUCAUCAGACAGUUCAUACUGGAGAGAAACGUUACAAAUGUGAUGAGUGUGGAAAAGUCUUCGGUCAAAAACCACAUCUUCAACUUCACUGGAGAAUUCAUAAUGGAGAAAGACCUUUCAGGUGUAAUGAGUGUGGCAAGUUCUUCAGUCAAAAUUCACACCUUAAAAAACAUUGGAGAAUACAUAUAGAGAAACCUUUCAAAUGUUUCAAGUGUGGAAAAUCCUUUAUUCAGGUCUCAGCACUCACUAAACAUCAGAAAAUCCAUACAUGA